Gryllus bimaculatus (two-spotted cricket) is the source of this 3521-nucleotide messenger RNA. NCBI's taxonomy places the organism in Eukaryota, Metazoa, Arthropoda, Insecta, Orthoptera, Gryllidae. The record is from the annotation of a GenBank genome assembly.
GCGACGCGCUGGCGCGGGCAGUGCCGCACAGUGCCCGCCCGGCAGCCGUUGGGCAUGGACGUUCCCCGCGGUGCACGUGGCCUCGGCACCGCCGUCGCCCUCGCCCUCGCGUUGCUCCACUGCGCAGGCGCGGCCCGCCCGCGGCCCUGCGCAUGCGCGCCGCCGCUGCUCAACUGCUCGUUGCGCGGCCGCAAGGCGCUCGUCGCCGGCGACUUGUGCGAUGGACCACUCACCCAGGUGGACCUGUCGCUCAACCACUUCAAGGAGCUGCCCGCGGCGCUGGGCCCCACCGCGCUGCAGCUCAACCUGAGCUUCAACGCGCUGAGGGCGCUGCCGCACCCGCCGCUGCUCAACCCGGCGCUCGCGGUGCUGGACGUGGCCGAGAACCGCAUCGAGAACGUGUUAAAUCUCAGUCGCAACCGAGUGGUCAACGUAGUGCUACCAUCACCGUGCGCACUGCGCCAUCUGAACCUGCUUGACACCUUAAUCACCACCUUGGGAAACCUGCGAGAAUGCCAGCGUCUGGAGUGGUUGGACGCAAGUGGCAACAGCCUCGCCCCUCUGCCUAGUGACUCCUUUGCAGGGCUCUCGCAGCUGCGGUAUCUGGGCCUCAUGUUUGUCUCCAUGGAGGAGGUGCCGCAGGGUCUAUUCUCGGGGCUGGCACUGGUCGAGGAGUUGAAACUCGACGGCAACCGAUUGAAAGCUCUUCCCGUCGCGGAGUUUGCACAUUUAACUCGCCUCCGAGUGCUCACCUUGCGGCAAAACCCCCUAUCGACGCUGCCUUCUGAAACUCUGGAACGUCUUCCAGCAUUGGAAUUCCUGGAUUAGUCGGGUUGUCAGUUGAAAUCACUCCCGUCCGCGGCGUUCCAACGUAUCCCUGGGCUCACAAAUCUGUUAUUGGCUGAUAACGGGUUCACCGAGUUGCCAGCUGAUGGUUUUGCUGGUUUAAGCAAUCUUACCAAACUGGAUCUCAUGUACAAUCGGUUAACGACUGUGCCGUUGGCUGGUUUGUUGAAAUUAGAACAGCUGAUAAUGUUGCGUUGUGAGGUACAAACUCUGCCUUGGGAAGAUUUGGCGAGGAUGACUAAUAUGACAAAACUUAAUUUGUCUCACAACAAUCUAACUUCGUUGCCGACCAGACCUUUCUCUUCUAUGUCAAAUCUCGAAUCUUUAAAUAUUGGUUACAACCCGAUUUUGUCUUUAAGUACUGAUACAUUUACGGGUCUUGCAAAACUAAAACAGCUCUCAAUGAUAGAAAUGCAGUUAUCAUCUCUAUCUCCUGGUUUGUUUUCGGAUUUGCACGAUCUAACAUAUCUAAAUUUAUUCGGAAACCAAUUGUCUACCGUCCAGCGAGAAUCGUUCUCAGGGUUGGUUAGCUUGAAAACCCUAUUUCUACACGGAACCAAGUCGAUGAACAUAUUGCCUGACGAACUUUUUGCAGAAAUGCCUAAUCUCGAAUCUUUAUUCAUUGAUGGAAAUAAUAUCACACAAAUAUCCCCAAGAACAUUUGCUGGACUCGAACGUUUGGAAACUCUCAGUCUCAGUGACAACCAUCUUACGACUCUUCCUUCGGAAGUGUUUUCAUCUCUACGCACGUUGAAAAAUAUCAAUCUAGUCAAAAACUUAUUUGAGACACUUCCUAUUGAUAUCUUUGCAAGUAUGAUGUCUUUAGAGACAAUUUCAGCUUCAAACAAUCAAUUGACUGAAAUUCCUCGCAUUCAAGGCUUAGAGAAUCUGAAAACUCUGUUUCUGGAACACAACAAUCUUACCUUUCUUCCAGACGACUGUUUUGUAGGAUUGACUAACCUGAAGGUUCUCGACCUCUCAGACAACCGCUUGACUGCGCUGCCAUCCAGUGUCUUCACCGACCUGAACUCCCUGGAGCGCAUCCAGGUGGAAGGAAACCGGCUAACAGAACUGCCAGAAUACAACGCCACUCAUUGGCCUAAUCUGAGUUACGCCUACUUUGAAAGAAACGAUAUAACUGAGCUGAGCAGGCGUUGCGGCGCGCUCGUGGCUGGCGGGCGCGAGCGGAGUGAGCUUGCCGGCAACCCGCUGCGCGCGCCGUCGUCGCUGCGCUGGGCGCUGGAGGCGGGGGCGGGCGUCGUGGUCAAGGUGGAGCUGCUGCGGCGCUGCUGCGGCUUCCUGGAGAGCGGCGCGGCCGCCAUCGGCUUCUGCUUCCAGAACUGCUCAGGUGACUGGAGAGAUGAAGCAAGACAGGUUUGAAGCGGUCUCUCUUUGCCUCUCUUUGCUGUUCGAAAACCAAUAACUCGGGCAGACGAUUUCAGAAACUAUCAAAUAAACUACCGGAAAUACUACAAAUAACUUAGAAUUGAUAAAUUAAAUUGGAUUUCCCUCACUGCUCUUAAAACGAAUCUUACAAUAAAACUGAACAACAUAUGCAUCGCCAAUGAUCUCUUGAAACAUGAAGAGUGCAUCUAAGAAGGAACAUGGAAAUCACAUAUUUUACCGAUUGGACUGUCGUAUUAGUUCUGCUACGAGUUUUUUACACAUCGGUAAAACCCUCCAUUUCAGUCAUUCUUGGUAUCUUGUGCAAUGCACGAUUGUGCAUCGGAGUAUUGUAUGUUCUAAAACUUAACUUUUACCAUAUCGAUUUGUAGGGCAAACAAUGUUUCACAUUGGGGAAGGGUUCCCAUAUGACGAAUGGGUUGAAGCACAAUCCUAAAGGUAUUAACACCGAACACUAUUCUAUCACCGAGCGCAAUUUUUACCAAUCUAUUCCGCAUAUUCUUAAAAAAUACAAUUUUCGCUAAUCAAUGAGCAUUUGCUUUCAAAACGAGCUUAUUUCAUUAUUUACCCAAAUGAAAUUUUUUGUAUUUAUUUCAAAGUUAGAGAUUUUUUCAUAAUCACACGAGAAUCCAGUUGAUUACAACUAAAAAUGUAUCCACAUAUAAUUUGGCGAGAACCUGCCCUGUUAAUCAAGCCGCAGUUGAAAGCAAGCAGGUGUUCAUUUUUCUAAUAAAAGUAUGACAGUAAAAUGACAUGAUUUGUGUAGAAAAUACCUCUGUUGUACAUUUUUUUAACCUAGGUGAAAAUAUUACUGUAUUGAAAUUCUGAUUCGUGAAUCUAUUUUUUCUGAAUAUGUUUUCUUGAUUUUUAAAUAUACAUUUUAUGUUUUGUUUUGAAAUAUUGUUUACAUUUUUAUUUGAUGUUUCAUUUGUUAUAUUUAUUUUCAAAAUAUUUACCUGUGCCUCGGAAAAUAUUUAUCGUGUUUUAUCCCUUAACGUGCCCUGGUUCACAAUACAACUCUAGAUGCCGUGGGAUUCAAGAACAAAAGUGAACAAUGGCAAUGACAUUUCUGGUCCGUAAUUUCGCUCUUUUAAUUUCGGGUGUCUGUGAAAAGAUUGUUUUGGGGUAAAAACUGGUUUAAAACGUCUUCAAGAACACUAUUGUACAUAAAGAAAUAAAGAAAGUGUGAUAUGCCAUAAAUGAUAUUGCAAUUGCUCGAUAUGUUUCCUCGAUAACUCAAUUGUAAUUCAGAUUCUGCAAUAAAUUCUGGA